Molecule: messenger RNA, 2553 nt
Organism: Physella acuta
Lineage: Eukaryota; Metazoa; Mollusca; Gastropoda; Physidae
Source: RefSeq, a predicted model, not a curated record
UCGAUAUCGAACCUUUAUAAAAUAAAUGACGCAUUUCUAACGAUAGUAUCCGACAUUUCCCGAUAUUAUUUAGUUCUUUAACGAUACUUAAGUAGUUUCUUAAUGGCGACUGCUUCAUCAUUCAGUCAACAGAGUCCAAUAUGCUGUAAAAAGUGUAAAGUAAAUGGUAGCCUAAAAUAAUUUAAAAUAUAGACUAAAAUAUAAUAAUAAUAAUUGCCUGGACACUACCUACUAGUACAAUCAAUCUAGAAGCUGAAGAAUGAUAAAAAUUAAUUAAUUAAUCGAAACAUGGUGACUGAAUGUAGUCAGAGAGAAGAGAUGACUGAACGGAUCAGAUGAAUACAUUCUCUUGUCAGCUGAGAACAUUAGUGCCUUUUUACUUAUUAUGUGAAUUAUGUUGUUCAUUAUCAUCCUGUGGGACCGUAUAUUGCUACAAACAACAUAACAGAUAUACAAAAACUUUAGCUAGAAUAAAUUACAAGAAGGCUGCGAGCUGACAGUGUGAGGAAAGAUGGCGUUUGUCACAGCACACCAUCGCCAAAACAUGACUGGGAUUUAUCUUGGCUUGGGAGUAAACACUCAAGCAUCCCGUUCUAAGUCAGCCAUUCCACCAUUAGCCAGAGGCCGAGGGAUAUCAUAUAAGGUUAGGACUCCAGCUGAAGAUCACAGAUAUAAAAUGGUUGAGAACCUGAGAAUGAAGGAAGAGAAGCGAGGAUUUUCUGGUAGUCUUGUACGGAACUGCAAGUCUGCGACACUACCCAGGAAGAAUCAACAGGAAAACAAAGUGAGUUUAAAGAGAAGAUGGGGCCCAGGGAAACUUUUUGAUCCAGGCAAUGUUGAUGCUCUCAUCAGACCAAACUCGCGUUGUUUUACAACUGUGGCCAACAGUGGGGUGACCAGAUCAGAAAAGUUGAUUUCCUCCUCCCCACACAAGUGGAGUUCACCCACCACUGAUCUAACACACCAGUUCAACCAAAUGUUUAUAAAAGCUGAUGAGUUGGCUGGCCUAAAGGAGUGCUACAGAAGAAUUUGUAAUGGGAGCGAGGAGUCCCUGUACAGACUUCUGCCCGACCCCCGGACACCUGGGACCCCGGAGUCACCUAGCUCACCCAGACAUGGGGACGUUGGCUUCACCGUCAGGAGCUACAUGAACCCCCACAAGGCCGAGAUACUCGCAGACUUCCCCCACGUGACCAGCUCUAGUCUUCCAAAACUUGACCCCAGACAGCGGCCAUUUGUGAUUGACCCCAGACAUCCCCCCUGGCACCAGGCGCCCACCCCACGUCCUGGCCAGUUUGACGAUCCCCCCUCGAGUCUGGUCAUACAACGGAGUGUGGCAGCCCCUGGGACGGGCGGCGUCACAAAGACCUUGCCGCAUCACACAUCGACCCACAAGGUAGACACAGAAAAGAGGUACAUGUCCAAUCCACUAAACAACGUUAGGACGGCUGACGAAAUAUCAGAAUCAGCUGAGUCGCCAGCCCCUCAUAAGAAUCCAUUAGUGGUACUUCCUCACAGGGAGGCGGGGAGCGAGGAGGAGGAGGAGGAGAGGGGUGACAUUCAGGAGGAGACAAGAGACAGUGACAGCAUGACUCAAGUCUUUAUAGCCGGUGAUGUUUUAUCCGACAACCUUGACGUCCGUCCCCGCCCCCGUCUGACGACCUCCAACAGUGGGGCUGACAUCAUGCUGGGGCUGGAGACAGAUGACGGCAAGAGUGCUGAGGUGGAGAUCGACUCACUGGAGACUGACGAGCUCCAGCCAGAAGACAUUCCAAAGGGCAGAGUAAGAAAGACUUCCAUUGUUGAGAAAUUAUCAAAGUCCAAAGAAUCUGAACUGAUUGCAUUAUCUAUCAUGGAGAGCGCUGGUCAGCGGCAGAGGGAGUUUGAGAAGUUGAUCAGUGAACACCAAGAGCUUGUCCAAGAGAUCAGUCGCACACCCAGCGCAGAGAAUAUUGUACAGAGCGAGACCGGGAGGGACCCGUAGGAGCUCAGUGUUUGACUCUUGUGGGUGUGUGGGUGUUCUCAUGUGUGUGAGUGUGGGUGUUCUCAUGUGUGUGUGUGUGUAUUUGUCUGUUCUCAUAUGUGUAUGUGUGUCUGUUAUUGCGUGCAUGUCAAUGUCUUAUCUCAAGUCUGUUAUCGUGUGCACCUAUCUGUUUUUAUAUGUGAAUGUCUUUGUUCUUGUCCGGUGGGCCAUAGAACACAUAGUGGAUCCAUAUGUGAAUAUCUUUGUUCUUGUCCUGUGGGGUGGACUAGAGAACACAUAGUGGAUCCAUAUGUGAAUAUCUUUCUUCUUGUCCUGUGGGGUGGGCCAUAGAACACGUAGUGGAUCCAUAUGUGAAUAUCUUUGUUCUUGUCCUGUGGGGUGGGCUAGAGAACACAUAGUGGAUCCAUAUGUGAAUGUCUUUGUUCUUGUCCUGUGGGGUGGGCUAGAGAACACAUAGUGGAUCCAUAUGUGAAUGUCUUUGUUCUUGUCCUGUGGGCCAUAGAACACAUAGUGGAUCCAUAUGUGAAUGUCUUUGUUCUUGUCCUGUGGGCCAUAGAACACAUAGUGGA